This is a messenger RNA of Asparagus officinalis (garden asparagus), 2111 nucleotides long. Its product is annotated as galactoside 2-alpha-L-fucosyltransferase-like. Gene Ontology annotation, biological process: cell wall biogenesis; xyloglucan biosynthetic process. Lineage: Eukaryota; Viridiplantae; Streptophyta; Magnoliopsida; Asparagales; Asparagaceae. Bases 158 to 1867 code for a protein of 569 amino acids. The record is from RefSeq and is a predicted model, not a curated record. Gene Ontology annotation, molecular function: galactoside 2-alpha-L-fucosyltransferase activity. The transcript is spliced from 2 exons. Gene Ontology annotation, cellular component: membrane; Golgi apparatus.
UCUUUUACUUACCAUGUUCAUAAUUACUUGCUGAACACCACGCCCGGCCGACAACCAAAUCUAAACCCAUCUCGUUUGAGAAAAUAUAUUCAAUCAAAAUCGCGAUGAGAUCCUCGCCAUCGCCACUGCCAUCUCCAUCUCAACCCAAAAUCUAAUAAUGGACAUGAAGCGAAUCAGAACCCAGCGGCAUCCAUCUCCAAACGCCCCCCUCGAUCUUGAAGAAUCAGACGGCGCCGGUGCUCGAGCUCCAAUGGAGAAGAGACCCAAUUUAGGAAAGCUGCGUUUGAUAAUCGUUUUGGUUGGAUUCUUAGUCCUUCUACCUCUUCUCGUCGCUAUCUCGGGGUUCCAUCGAAGCUUGCCCCUUGAUCAGCUCCAGGGAGCUGCUGAAAGGGGCAAAUUUGAAGUUAGAACAGAACAAGGUUCUGAAGAAGCUUCUUUUGCUCCUCCCGAAACCCCAAAGGACACACUCCUUGGUGGCUUACUUGCUCCUGGAUUUGACCAAGAUUCGUGCUUGAGCAGGUAUCAGUCUGUUUUCUACCACAAGGCCUCAAAAUAUUCACCUUCUCCUUAUCUCUUAGAGAGGCUACGGAAGUACGAAGCUCUCCACAGAAAAUGCGGUCCAAACACCGAAUUAUACAAUAAGACCAUACAUAAGCUCAAGUCUGGUCAGUCGACUGAGACAACAGAAUGCAACUAUGUGGUCUGGAUAUCACACAGUGGCUUAGGAAACAGGAUACUGACUCUAGCUUCAACUUAUCUCUAUGCCCUUCUCACAAACAGAAUCUUAUUGGUUGAUCGAGGUGCUGACAUGGCCGACCUCUUCUGUGAGCCUUUUCCUGAUAUCUCAUGGCUACUUCCUUUGGAUUUCCCUCUGAACCCUGUUAACAAUUUUAAUGAAAAGUCGACUGAAAGCUAUGGAAUCAUGGUGAAGGAUAAAGAUCUUAGUGGGAAAUCUCCACCUUCUCAUGUCUAUCUCCAUUUAGCUCAUGAUUAUGGUGACUUUGAUAAGCUCUUCUUUUGUGAAGCUGACCAAGAUUUCCUCAAAAAGGUCCCUUGGCUUGUUCUAAGGUCAGAUAACUAUUUUGUUCCUUCUCUUUUUCUUAUACCGAAAUAUGAGGAAGAACUGCAUAGACUUUUCCCACAAAGAGAUACCGUAUUCCACCAUUUGGGGCGAUACCUUUUCCACCCUACAAAUAUAGUAUGGGGGUUGAUAACUCGAUACUAUGAAGCUUAUCUAGCCAAGGCCGACGAAAUUUUGGGCAUCCAAAUCAGAGUGUUUGAUAUUGGCACUGGCCCAUUUGAACAUGUACUUGACCAAAUUAUUGCAUGCACUCAGAACGAAAAACUAUUGCCAGAAGUCAGUAAGAACAAUGUAGCGACUCCAACCACACCUGUGAAAAGAUCAAAAGCCGUUCUAAUGACUUCUUUGAGCUCCGGGUAUUUCGAGACAAUAAGAAAUAUGUACUGGGAGAAUCCAACAUUCAAUGGGGAGAUAGUUUCUGUGUACCAACCGAGUCACGAGGAGUACCAACAGACAGAGAAACAAAUGCACAAUAUGAAAGCAUGGGCUGAAAUGUAUUUGUUGAGCUUUUCAGAUUCAUUGGUUACGAGUUCUUGGUCUACAUUUGGCUAUGUUGCUCAGGGUCUUGGAGGAUUGAAGCCAUGGAUUUUGGUGAAACCUGAGAAUAGAACUACACCAGAUCCACCGUGUGGAAGAGCUAUGUCGAUGGAUCCUUGUUUUCAUGCUCCGCCAUUUUAUGAUUGCAAAGCGAAGAGAGGGAUUGAUACUGGAGCUUUAGUACCUCAUGUAAGGCAUUGUGAGGACAUGAGUUGGGGGCUUAAGCUCGUUGAUACAGAUGAGUGGUAGCUCUUUCUGUAGAGAGAUAUGUUUAGGUUGUAUACUAGAAUUAGACUUCAUAGCUUUUAGCUGUGUUUGUGUAUUAGAAUGAGUUUGUUUUGAGUAGAAGUAGUUACAAAUUGAUGCGUAAUUUGUGAUGUUGAGAUCCAUUCCACGAUGUAAGGGAGUAAUCUUGUAUAAUCAACAUUUUGGUAGAAUUUUUGCUGCAUAUUAGCUUUGAAGUUAAUAAGCCUAUUUUGUGGUCUUUUUUUCA